Messenger RNA from Helianthus annuus (common sunflower), 2625 nucleotides. RefSeq lists its product as uncharacterized. The record is from RefSeq and is a predicted model, not a curated record. The transcript has 5 exons. NCBI's taxonomy places the organism in Eukaryota, Viridiplantae, Streptophyta, Magnoliopsida, Asterales, Asteraceae. Bases 1 to 2625 code for a protein of 874 amino acids.
AUGGUAGAGUUGAAUCUUUGUACUCUCCCCAACUUCACGAGCAUUUAUCCUGACAACGGUAAUCCAUGUGCGAUACAAUCCUUAUUGAACAAAAAGGUUGUGAUACCUAAGUUGGAGAAACUACGUAUUCAUGAUAUGCCAAACUUGAAGCAAAUAUGGCCGUGUGAGAUUUCAACUGACGAGAAAAACAAUGUUUCCAUGUUGAGAAUGAUCAUUGUGGAAAGGUGUUCAGGCCUUAUCAAUCUUUUUCCAAGCAACCCACUGCCAACGCUGCACAUUUUAGAAGAGCUUGAAGUUUCAAAUUGUGGUUCCAUUGAAGUAAUAUUCAACAUCGACUUUGAAAAUGUUAGUGAAAUGGAGGGAUACAUUAGCAGAUUAAGAAGCAUUGACGUUCGUGAUUCGGAAAAUUUGAAAGAGUUGUGGAGGAUGAGAGGUGUAAAUAACUCUAAUAUCCUCAUCAAUGGCUUUCAAGCUGUACAAAGCAUUUUUGUAAGUGGUUGCAAGAGGUUUAAAAAUGUAUUUACACCGGUCACAGCCAAUUUUGAUCUCAGUUCACUUACUUCCUACAUUGCUAAAAAGAUUAAUGUCAUGUCAGAAGUGGAUGAUAACAUUCCAGAUGUCACAUACCCAUCUUAUCUUAUGCACACCUGUCAUCACCUUCAAUGGCUUGAUUUAUCGGGAGAUGAAAGAGUGGGUGAGGUGGUGUUUGAGAUGGAUAGUCCAAGUAGUAGACAAUUAGCAACAAUUCAACCGCCACUACUGCUCCUCUACCUUCAAAGUAUAAGCCUAUUUGAGUUACAUAAGAUGAGUCAUGUGUGGAUGUGCAAUUGGAAUAAAUUCUUAAUUCGUCAUCAUCCACCUUUGCAAUUUCCAUUCCAAAACCUCACACACAUUUCCUUGGAUUCUUGUUACAAUAUAAAGAACUUGUUUUCUCCUCUUAUGGCAAAAUAUUUAUCCAACUUAAAGAGUGUCCAUAUCAGUCGGUGUAAUGGUUUGGAAGAAGUUAUUUCAAGAAGAGAUGAUGAAAACACUACAUCUGCAUCUUCUUAUCAAGACACCGCAUACUUUCCUCAUUUGGACACUCUGGAGCUUCAAUAUCUCCCAUGUCUAAAGAGUGUUGAUGAUGGUGGUAGGACGUGUAGGAGUGACAAACUUUCCUCCAAUAUGUUUCAUGAUGAGUUCCAGAGUGGUCAAGUAAUCGGUGCUUGUUGGUCACUAUGCCAAUACCCCAAAACAAUAUCCAUAUGGUCCUGUGAAGCAUUGUCAAGUCUAAUUCCAUGGUAUGCAGUCGGACAAAUGAAAAGGCUUCAAGAGCUGGAAAUUCAUUAUUCUAGUAGGAUGAGAGAGGUAUUUGAAAGUGAAUCUAGUAGUAAUAAUGUUGAUGAAGGAGGUGCACGUGUUUUUGGUGGUCCACCACUAAAAAACGUUGGUCUCCCUCAACUCUCCAACUUAAAAAAAGUGAGUAUCGCAGGAUGUGACCUUCUAUCAUAUAUAUUCACAUUCUCCACCCUUGAAAGCCUCAAGCAACUCAAAGAGUUGAUAGUAAGUAGAUGCAACGCAAUACAAGUGAUUGUGAAAGAAGAAAAAGAAACAUCAUCCAAAGGUGUGGUGUUUCCUCGUCUGGGGAUACUUGAACUUGAGGAUCUACCAAAGCUCAAGGGUUUCUUCUUGGGGAUGAAUCACUUCCGAUGGCCCUCAUUGGUUAUUGUGAAGAUCAAUGAAUGCCCUGAACUGAUGAUGUUUACAUCUGGUCAGUCAACAACUCCAAAGCUCAAGUACAUAGAAACAAGUUUUGGCAAAUAUAGUCCUGAAUGUGGCUUUAACUUUCAUGAAACUAUCAGUCAGACCACAUUCCUAGCUUCUUCAGAGCCUACUAUUUCAAAAGGAGUCCCUUGCUCUUUUCAUAAUCUGAUAGAAAUUAAUAUAGAGUGGAGUAAUGUUGGAAAGACUAUUGUACCAUGUAAUGCUCUGCUACAAUUGGAAAAGCUUCAACAGAUUACUAUAUAUGAAUGUGCUGGGCUAGAAGAGGUAUUUGAAGUAGGAGCAUUGGAAGGAACAAAUAAAUCACAAACUCUUGUCCAAAUUCCAAACCUAAGACAAGUCAAGUUAGCUAAUGUAGGGGAUCUCAAGUAUCUAUGGAAGAGCAAUCAGUGGAUGGUACUGGAAUUUCCAAACCUAAUAACUCUCUCUAUUGACAAAUGCAAUCGUUUGGAACAUGUUUUUACAUGUUCCAUGGUUAACAGCCUAGUGCAACUCCAAGACCUAAGUAUAGGGCGGUGCAAGAAUAUGGAGGUAAUUGUGAAGGUGGAAGAAGAAAAAUGUGAUGCCAAAGUGAAUGAGUUACCUUGUCUAAAGUCCUUAAAACUAGGCGAACUUCCAAGUUUCAAGGGAUUUUGCUUGGGGAAGGAGGCUUUCUCAUUGCCAAAGUUGAAAACUUUACAAAUAAAAGAAUGCCGAGCAAUUACAGCUUUCACCAAGGGACACGUGUCUACCCCUGAGCUCAAAGUAAUAGAUACAAGUUUUGGGUUUUGUUAUGUAAAGACAGAAAUCAACUCGCUUUUAAAGACCAAACGAGAGGAGGUACUGUUGUUCCUUUCUUUAAUGAUUCUUGAAAAGGCUCAAUAA